ACUACGUGCCUCUUUCAACGCGUGUGAACAUGGUAAUUGUAUACAUGGUAAACCACGUACUUUGGACUUUAGCAUAAAGUUGAUAGUCUGAUAGUCUCCGUUAAAAGAGGCAGAUUUCAGUUCACGUUUAGUUUGUUAUGUAAAUUUAUCUUAAAAUCAACAUGUUCUCGUCUUGUACCCGUAACGCCACUGCCCAGCUUUCAACUAGAUUGCGAAGACUUCAAAGUACUUUGGUUAUUGGGGAACAUAAUAAUGAAGUUUUAAACCCCAUCACACAAAAUGCGCUUACAGCAGCUAAGAAGUUUGGUGGUGAAAUCUCUGUAUUAAUUGCUGGGACAAAAUGUGGACCAGCAGCAGAGGCUGCAGCCAAGGCAGGUGGUCUUGCCAGAGUACUUGUUGCUGAAGGAGAUGCUUUUAAGGGAUUUACUGCUGAGAGUCUUACCCCCUUAAUUUUGGCCACUCAGAAACAAUAUAAUUUCACUCAUAUUGUCGCCGGAGCAUCUGCAUUUGGGAAAGCUUUACUUCCUAGGGUUGCAGCUAAACUUGAUGUAUCACCUAUUUCUGAUGUAAUUGGAAUUAAAUCAGCUGAUACUUUUAUUAGAAGUAUUUAUGCAGGAAAUGCCAUUCAAACAUUAACUGCAAACGACAAAAUUAAAGUAGUAACAGUCAGAGGAACUAGUUUUGAAGCUGAUAAAUUAGAAGGAGGCUCCACACCUAUUGAACAAGUUAAAGGCGAUUAUAAAUCUGAUUUAACAGUCUUCAUAAGUCAAGAAUUAAGCAAAUCAGAUAGACCAGAACUUACAAGUGCUAAAGUUGUCAUAAGUGGAGGUCGUGGAAUGAAGUCAGGUGAUAACUUCAAGUUGUUAUAUGCGCUUGCUGAUAAAUUAAAUGCUGCUGUUGGAGCUUCAAGAGCAGCUGUUGAUGCUGGUUUUGUACCCAAUGAUUUACAAGUUGGUCAAACUGGCAAAAUUGUAGCGCCUGAUCUAUACAUUGCUGUUGGAAUAUCUGGAGCAAUUCAGCAUUUAGCCGGUAUGAAAGACAGCAAAACUAUCGUAGCGAUUAACAAGGAUCCAGAAGCGCCCAUCUUCCAAGUAUCCGAUUAUGGAAUUGUAGCAGAUCUAUUCAAAGCAGUUCCAGAAUUAACUGGGAAAUUGUAAAAAUGUUAUAUACAACCUUGAAGUGUUAUAAUUUAAUAAUGAAAUUUUUUAAAACUGAA
Onthophagus taurus is the source of this 1216-nucleotide messenger RNA. RefSeq names its product electron transfer flavoprotein subunit alpha wal (gene wal). Gene Ontology annotation, molecular function: flavin adenine dinucleotide binding; electron transfer activity. The record is from RefSeq and is a predicted model, not a curated record. Gene Ontology annotation, biological process: fatty acid beta-oxidation using acyl-CoA dehydrogenase. Lineage: Eukaryota; Metazoa; Arthropoda; Insecta; Coleoptera; Scarabaeidae. Gene Ontology annotation, cellular component: mitochondrion.